AUGAGAUUUAUCACCAGUAAGCAGUCAUAUGAUUAUGUGGAUUACUUACAGAAUUUUGCUAACAGCUACAAUAAGACCUUCCAUAGAACGAUUGGCAUGGCACCAGAUAAAGUCACCACAUCUAAAGAGACCAACCUUUGGUGGAAAAUGUAUUGGCCGAAAAGAUUACAACCUAAGAGAGAGAAAGUACGAAAACCUUUCCGUUUCAAAAUCGGUGAUAAAGUUCGGAUUACAUACAUGAGAAAUCCUUUUACCCGGGAAUACGAUGAGAAAUGGAGCGGAGAGAUAUUUAAAAUAUCUCAAAGAAUAUUACGUGGUGGACUCCCAGUUUAUCGACUUAUUGAUUUUCAAGACGACGAAAUUUCAGGAACCUUCUACCAGUCAGAGGUGCAAAAAGUGGAUGUUCGGGAAGACGAUAUGUGGAAAGUUGAAAAAAUCCUCAAAACGAAAGGCAAAGGACCCAACAAGCAACAUUAUGUGAAAUGGUUACACUGGCCAAAGAAAUUCAAUUCUUGGAUUAAAGCUCGCGAUUUAUCUGAUAUUUGA
Mytilus trossulus (common blue mussel) is the source of this 546-nucleotide messenger RNA. RefSeq lists its product as uncharacterized. Bases 1 to 546 code for a protein of 181 amino acids. The record is from RefSeq and is a predicted model, not a curated record. The transcript has a single exon. Lineage: Eukaryota; Metazoa; Mollusca; Bivalvia; Mytilida; Mytilidae.